Molecule: messenger RNA, 1626 nt
Organism: Spizellomyces punctatus DAOM BR117
Lineage: Eukaryota; Fungi; Chytridiomycota; Chytridiomycetes; Spizellomycetales; Spizellomycetaceae
Exons: 7
Coding region: 73-1626 (517 amino acids)
Molecular function (GO): aldehyde dehydrogenase (NAD+) activity
Source: RefSeq, a predicted model, not a curated record
ACACUUUAAAUGAUGACGCGCACACUUUGCGGUUUGACUGCGAGGGCACUGCCACAGAUUCUGCAUUAGAGCAUGGCAUUUUGGCAUUGGAGCAUCGUCACCGCUUCACGCUCUUUGGGACACGGACUCUGUGCACGUCGCUGCGUCAUGGCCUUUUCAACCCACGUUCAUGUCGAGUCUGGUGCCAAGAGUUGGUCGUUGCCGACGGGCCUAUUCAUCAAUAAUGCAUUUAUUCCCUCUGUGACGGGAAGCAAGUUUGACACAAUUGACCCGUCUACAGGGGACGUCAUCACUCAAGUCUUUCAAGCUGGAAAGGAAGACGUGGACAUUGCUGUGACAGCUGCACAAAAGGCUCUAGCAACAUGGCAGAGUAUACCUGCGGCAGAAAGGGGCAAGUGCCUUUUGAAACUCGCAGAUUUGAUUGAACAAAACAGCACCGAACUCGCCGAACUUGAAUCUUUGGAUAAUGGCAAAACAGUAAAGGAUGCCAUCGGAGACGUCCAAGGUGUCGUCGAAGUAUACCGUUACUACGCUGGCUGGACAGAUAAGAUUGCUGGACAGACCUUGGACAUUGACCCAAAGCUGCAUACAUAUACACGAGUCGAGCCUCUCGGUGUCGUCGGACAAAUCAUACCAUGGAAUUACCCUCUCAUGAUGCAGGCGUGGAAGCUUGCCCCAGCCUUGGCAUGUGGAAAUACUAUUGUCAUGAAGACUUCUGAAAAAACGCCCCUCAGUGGCCUCAAAGUCGCCGAACUCAUUGCAAAAGCCGGAUUCCCUCCAGGUGUCGUCAACAUCCUGUCUGGGUUCGGUACUCCUUGUGGUGAAGCCAUCGCGCGACACCGCGACAUUGCCAAGAUUGCCUUUACAGGCUCAACAGCCGUCGGAAGAAAGAUUAUGAUCAUGGCCGCAGAAAGCAAUUUGAAAAAAGUGACCUUGGAGUUGGGAGGCAAAAGCCCAAAUAUUGUCUUUGAUGAUGCGGACCUGGAUCAAGCGGUUGAAGCAUGCUUUGGAGGCAUCUUUGAGAACAUGGGACAAAAUUGCUGUGCUGGUUCCAGAGUAUUUGUGCAAGCAGGGAUUUACGAUCUUUUUGUUGAAAAGUUCAGGCAAAAGAUGUCUCAGGCAAAGCUCGGCCAUCCUCGCGAUCCCACAGCAACUAUGGGACCGCUUGUUGAUGCUCAGCAAUUCAACUCUGUCAGCUCCUAUAUAUCCAUCGGCGUCAAAGAGGGAGCCACAUUAGCCUAUGGUGGAAAACGACAAGGCACCAAAGGCUUCUUUCUCGAGCCUGCUCUAUUCACUGACGUUACUGAUAGCAUGCGAAUCUACCAAGAGGAAAUCUUUGGACCAGUUGCCUGUGUUGUAAAAUUUGAGACUGAGGAAGAGGUUCUGAAAAAGGCCAAUGCAACAAGUUACGGCUUGGCGGCUGCUGUUCACACGAAUGAUUUAAGACGGGCGGUGAGGAUGGAGAAAGGGAUGAAGGCGGGAAACGUGUGGGUCAAUUGUUAUAAUUUGACCCUGCCGCAAUUACCGUUUGGCGGAUUCAAACAAUCUGGAAUUGGGCGGGAACUUGGAGAGUAUGGAUUACGAGAAUAUACUCAGGUCAAGUCGGUAGUCAUGAAUCUUGCUUGA